AUGGGUUUUCAAUGGUCGAAAAGCUCUUUCCCUUGUCAUGACCAACCUCCUUCGUCACUUUCGCUCACAGAACCAGGCACCACUGGCAUGGCUAGCUGCUACAAUACGGGAUCGCUAGAAGCGUCAGGCGGAACCCCUUUUUUUGCUCGCUCCAGAUCUGAUUUAAUUCGGCUCUCAUCCGAGCAACCUGCACUUCAAACCUCUAAUGUCAGUAAGAGGAAGGAUUUAAUUCCCUUAUUCGACCGUGGCUUUUGUUCACGCGGUUCACGACCUCUCGGAAGGGGUUGA
Molecule: messenger RNA, 288 nt
Organism: Prunus armeniaca (apricot)
Lineage: Eukaryota; Viridiplantae; Streptophyta; Magnoliopsida; Rosales; Rosaceae
Source: the annotation of a GenBank genome assembly